CUCGAGCAGACAGCCAGUCGCUCGCCGUACGUUUCACGACGUGGCUCGAAAGUGCUGCCUGGAUCGAGAGAUCAGCGACGACGAUGAUGUGACGCUACCUCCUGGACAACGUCGCCAGUCCACGUUGAGACCAGCCGGCAAUAGACACUUGACACUUGGCGAUCAUCGCGCCAAUCGUGUUCGAUCGUCGUUCGCCGGAAUCCACAGGUAUCUCGGGCAGCAUUGCGAAGGUUCGACUGUUGGUUUUCGCGCGACGUGUUGCAGGACCUAAAUCUGGAUGAUCGUUUCGUGAAUCGAUCGGGAUUUCGAAAGAUGUUGUAGGAUCCCUCAGAGAUUUCAUCGUGUGUCGUGCGCGUUUGUGCCGAGUAGAGUGAUCCCGAGAACGAAUAUUAAGACUGGACUAUAUAGAUCGGAAUCGACUGGUCUCUGAACGGUGAUUCGAUCAAGGACCCGAAAAUUGUUCGUCGAUCGGUGACACGCUUUUACGGUGACCAGCGUGCGUGCACGCGUUUCACCGUCAGGACUGAGUUUCGAUAGUUCCGCGAAGGACCGAAUUUCCUGGCAGGAAAUUUCACGUCGAUCGAACGUGAGCCAACGACGGGGCGAAAUUAGCCGGAAGUAUCCGGUGGAUCGGAUUAACCGUGGUGUCGUCGUUCGUUCGGACCUAAACUGCAGUUACCGCUUAAUUGAAAAGGGAUCAAAGAACGGCGGUGAAUUAAUCGUGAGAGGGAGGAUAUAAAAAGAAGAGAGCAAAACUGUGAAGAGAAGAAGUUAGAGAGUGCGAUCGAGCAUACGUAAACAGAGUCUACGAGAAAGAUCGAGGAAACGUUUCCUGAAAGAGAACCAAGGAAGGAGCACAAGUGCCGUUUCUAUGGGGAAUUUAAUAAGCUUCUGCCGGUAGAAUGCCGUCCCGCAGAUCGGUUACGACGUCGCCGGGGUUUCCGAUGCCGUCGCAAAAUAUCUCAGCCAAUCCGCCGACGUUGAAUGACGUAGCUUAACGUGGCUUCUUGUGUGUAUAUCACCGUCGCAUGACGCGGAUAAUCCAAACAGACUGAAGAAGAAGAGGUCUUCCCUCGUCGCGUGGUUAGGUUGUUGCAUCCCCACUUUCUCGCGUUUUUUCCAUUCCCCGAACAUAUCCUCACUCUUGCUCUCGAAAAGUCCGCUCGAUUUUAGCGAUCACGAGAAGCGCUUCGCCAUGUACGCGUGACAUCAUGUCGACGACGUCUGUGCGUGACACGUCGUUGGGUGGUGACUACGUCGAAAGUGACGGUAUACUUGCGUCGAGGGGUGUCGAUGGAUCGGGUACACUCCGAUAUGCCGAGUCCAGGACAACGCGGACGCGGAACCCCAUAGACCACCGCGCGACGUCGCGAUUCGAUGGAUCGAUCGCGCGCAAGAUCCGCCGCGAUCUGGGAGCGUCCCGUCGCGGAUAAUCGUCGAUCGUCGUCGCGCGACCGCCGGGAUGGACGAAAUCCUGGAAGAAGAAUUCAACUGAUACGCGUCUAAGCCAGGGGAUCUUAGAAACUGGGUGACCGGCCAAAGGGCCGAUUAGAAACAGAACCUCUCUUCUUGCUCAACAAAGAGGAUCAAGAAGCCUUAUCGUACUUGCUAUCCAAUUGACAAAAAGGAUCAGAAAAGAGGAGCAGAGAUAGAGACGGAAAGCGGAAAAGGUCGCGGAACACUUAAACGUAGCCGAGAGUACAUAAGUCGAGAUGUCGAGCGCAGGUAGAAAGAUGGAAUUCCAGGCGAGACGCUCGAAAAUCUCGUGAUCGGUGUUAGCGCCUGGCCGAGGAGAUAAGGAGGCGAUCGACCGAUGAUGGAGGCGAGAACAAACGGUUCGUUCGUUAGGUCGAUCUUCCGGAACCUAACCUCUCGCGAGCACCGAGCCUCGAACGAGGCAUCCGAAAGCGAAGAAGCGGAUCCCAACAACGUUAUCAAUGUGGUCAACGCAAUCGUGCGGGAGGAAAAGAUGGCGGACCUUCUGGAUGACGCUCUUUCGAAUAAUAAUAGCGACGUUAUUGACGGCAGCAUCGAGUCGAGCUGGUUCAACGACUCGACGACCGCCGUCUCGACCGUGUCGGAUUCCUCCUCCUCUUCCUUUCUCGCGGAAUCCUCAUCCUCGUAUUCUACCCCGAGCGUGGACAAUUACACCGGCAGCGUGUCCGAUCUCUUUGUCUUUGACGAUUUGAACGACUACAUCAACCGGCUCAACUACAGCGUCUUCGUGAACCUGACGGCCUAUUACGGCGACGGGCUGAACCUGAGCAGUGUGAACUGCACGUCGUCGAUAAUCGCCGGAAAUGCUGUCAGGGGUGAGUGCGAUACGACCGGCGUCGACGAAAAGUCGAACAGUUGGUGGGCCCUGAUACUCGUGAUCGUGCCGUGUUUAACGCUCUUCGGUAACGUGCUCGUUAUCCUGGCGGUAGUGAGGGAGCGGGCCCUGCAGACUGUCACCAACUACUUCAUCGUCAGCCUGGCGGUCGCCGAUUUACUCGUGGCGGUGCUCGUUAUGCCGUUCGCGGUCUACGUACUGGUGAACGGAUCCUGGAGUUUACCUGGGUUUGUUUGUGAUUUUUAUAUCGCAAUGGAUGUAACCUGCAGCACGAGCUCUAUAUUCAAUCUCGUGGCUAUUUCGAUAGACAGAUACAUAGCGGUGACCCAGCCGAUAAAGUACGCGAAGCACAAGAACAAUAGAAGAGUAUGGUUGACGAUACUGUUGGUCUGGGCGAUAUCGGCCGCGAUCGGUAGCCCAAUUGUCCUAGGCCUGAAUAACACCCCCAAUCGGAUACCGGACCAAUGUCUGUUCUACAAUACGGAUUUUAUCAUCUACUCGAGCCUGUCCAGCUUCUACAUACCCUGCAUCAUCAUGGUAUUUCUCUACUAUAAUAUAUUCAAGGCUCUGCGAAAUAGAGCGAGAAGAGCACGUGCUAGCAAGAAACCGAAUUUAGGCGAUAUAAAACCGGGGAGUAUUAUUGAAAAUAUCGCGCACACGCGUAGUGGAUAUUCUGUGGCAAGGUUUGCGGAAACGGCGCUGGGGGCGGCCGCCCUGGUGGCUCCUGGGAUCGAGGAACCCACGAACACCGCUUCCGGCAGCAACGAGGACGAAGACGAGACGCCUCUCGAUCCCGUCGUCGUCAUCUCCAACGACAAGAGCACGGAAUUCUUUUUAGCCACGGUCGUCGAAGAAGCAGCUUGUCGUUUCAGCGCGGUGGCGCAGGCUCAGCUGACCGGGACACCUAGUGUGCAGUCUGUGCAGCGGAACGACUCCAGCAACUAUGACGGUGCAGCGAGCAGCACGAUGACCCACGAGCCGCUGGAGACGAACUCCAGUCCGAGCCCGAAUCCGCGAAUCACCUCGGGUCCACCGUCCUCGUCGACCUCGUCAUCGCCACCCCCGGCACGAGGUGCGACCAGCGUUUCCUCGCAAACGAAGAAGAACGGCAACAACGGUGGCGCGAACAAACAGGAACUGAAGCGGCUAAAAAGCGCCGGCUCGCUUUUGCCGCUGCAGCUCGCCAGGACGCCCAGCGUGCUGUCAUCCUCCGGCAAGAAGGACCGGAAGAACGCGUCGUCCGGGUCAAGGUUCACGAUAUACAAGGCCAACAAGGCCAGUAAGAAGAAGAGAGAGAAAAGCUCGGCCAAGAAGGAACGCAAGGCCACGAAGACAUUGGCGAUCGUGUUAGGUGUCUUUCUAAUAUGCUGGGUACCCUUCUUCACUUGCAACAUCAUGGAUGCAAUUUGUACGAAGCUGACGAAGGCAUGUCAGCCUGGUGUCACAGCCUUCAUCGUCACUUCCUGGUUGGGCUAUAUGAACAGCUUUGUGAAUCCUGUAAUAUACACUGUGUUCAACCCCGAAUUCCGUAAGGCCUUCCGCAAGCUGAUCUGCGUGUAAAUGAGCGAUUCGCACCUCUUAAAGGAGAGGAUCCGGAACAACAAAUGUGACUAGGUGUGAGUCGUCGUAUUUGUGAUGUAACGAGACUGUAAGCUUUCUCGACAAACUCGCAACAGGUACUGUUGUUCUUGUAUUUGGAACUGUAGCAGCUGCGUUUGCAUAUCGAUUUUCGCAUUCAGUUGCGCGUCGAUCGUUUCCAAGUGAAAGAGGAAAGCUAAGUAUUUCACGGAACUUUCCUGAAAUUUGGAAAAUAUAUUAUCCACUGCUCAAAAAAAAAUUAACGAAUUAUUUUCGACAAGCGUCAUGUGACUUAAUUAAAUUAAAAUAAUUUAUAAAGAUUAGAAAUAUAAU
Nylanderia fulva is the source of this 4243-nucleotide messenger RNA. RefSeq names its product dopamine D2-like receptor (gene Dop2R). Gene Ontology annotation, cellular component: plasma membrane. Gene Ontology annotation, biological process: G protein-coupled receptor signaling pathway. The record is from RefSeq and is a predicted model, not a curated record. Gene Ontology annotation, molecular function: dopamine neurotransmitter receptor activity, coupled via Gi/Go; G protein-coupled receptor activity. NCBI's taxonomy places the organism in Eukaryota, Metazoa, Arthropoda, Insecta, Hymenoptera, Formicidae.